AUCAUGCGCUUCUCGUUCGUACUGAUCUUCGCCAUCUUUGGCUGCCUUCUCCUGGCCCAGGAGGGCAGAAGUGCUGGCAGCACCACGACUACUGAGGCGGCCACCACGACGACUGCUGCCUCCUCUGGCGCGACGACCACCACCGCCGCCUCCACUUCCGACACCACCACCGCUGCCUCCUCCUCCUCCUCCGACACCACCACCACCAGUUCUUCCUCGUCCUCGUCCUCGUCCUCCUCUGCCGCUGCCAGGAGGCGCAGGCGUGCCCGCCGCCGUCGUCUUGCCCGCCAACGCCAGCGCCGUGAGCGCAGGAGGCAGCGUCAGAUACAGAGGCUCCGCCAGGAGCUCCAGAGCCAGCGACGUCGUAUUAACCAGCUGCGUGGCUGA
Molecule: messenger RNA, 387 nt
Organism: Drosophila kikkawai
Lineage: Eukaryota; Metazoa; Arthropoda; Insecta; Diptera; Drosophilidae
Product: protein new-glue 1-like
Source: RefSeq, a predicted model, not a curated record